Molecule: messenger RNA, 1265 nt
Organism: Penicillium brasilianum
Lineage: Eukaryota; Fungi; Ascomycota; Eurotiomycetes; Eurotiales; Aspergillaceae
Source: the annotation of a GenBank genome assembly
GUGAUCUACUUUCCUCAGAUCUAUACCUCUACGAUCUAUAUACCUCUACUCCACUCUUUUGGACGUCCUCCUUCCAUCUCACAAUGGCUGCCCCCCACCGUUUCGACCCUACCUUCACUGACCAGGUGGUCAACGCCAUGGGUCCUAAGACCCCCGAGCGUGCGCGCGUCAUUCUCGGUUCUCUCAUCCGUCACAUCCACGACUUUGCCCGCGAGGUCGAGCUGACCCCCGCCGAGUGGAUGACCGGUGUCGAGUUCAUCAACUCCAUCGGCGCCAUCAGCACCCCCAUCCGUAACGAGGGUCACCGCUGCUGUGAUGUGAUCGGUCUCGAGUCCCUCGUCGAUGAGAUCGCCAACAAGAUCGUCACCGAGCAGGGUCUCUCCCCCACCUCCAACGUGAUUCUCGGCCCCUUCUGGUCUCCCAACGCUCCCUUCCGCGAGCUGGGUGAUAGCAUCAUCCAGGACCCUCUUCCCAACGGUCGCGUGACUUACAUGCACGGUCGUCUGACCGACAUGGAGACCGGCAAGCCCAUCGAGGGCGCCGUCCUCGACAUCUGGCAGGCUUCCGCCAACGCCCAGUACGACUUCCAGGACCCCAACCAGAGCGAGAACAACCUCCGUGGCAAGUUCCGCUCCGACGCCAACGGCGAGUUCAACUGGUAUUGCUACCACCCGACGGCCUACUCGCUGCCCACCGACGGCCCCGCCGGUGUCCUGCUGAACAUCAUGGACCGUUCCCCCAUGCGCCCCGCUCACAUCCACCUGAUGAUCACCCACCCCGACUAUGCCACCGUCAUCAACCAGAUCUACCCCAGCACCGACCCCCACUUGAAGAUCGACUCUGUCUUCGCCGUCAAGGACGAUCUGGUUGUCGACUUCAAGCCCAAGACCGAUGACCCCAAGGCCGAGCUCGACCUUGAGUACAACGUCCUCAUGGCCCACAAGAAGCACCACCGUAACCCCAACUCUGCUCCCCCCAAGUCUUCCUUCGAGCGUGCGAUGGGCGGCAACAAGCUGUAAAGCGGUCAUUAUGAAAGAAUGGCUGAUGAGAAUUGGGAAGUGGAGAAAUCUUCCUGCUUCCCCACCCUUCCAUGUGUCCCUGAGACGAUCUGAUCUAGCAUUGCAUUUGUGGACUUAGCGAUCUAUUUUUGGCUUUUGAUUUUGUGAUUUUCCCCACCUCCAUUGUCAUUUGAGGUUCAUCAAUUCUCAUGUACUGUACGUCAAAAAAGAAUCAGAUGAGAUUAAAAUUUGAAUGAUAUAUAUACC